AUGGCUGAAAGCCGUUUGUCCCAUCGCAAAAAUGAGUACAAAAGCAAAGGUGGUCUCAAGCAAGAGGACUUGAGGCGGAGACGGGAGGAGCAGCAGGUUGAAAUUAGAAAGCAGAAGAGGGAGGAGAACAUCACUAAGAGGCGAAACUUCCUUCCGGCGACUGCUGGGGAUUCGGAUGAAGAGGGUGCUACCACUACCUGGGAGAGCCCUCUGGCUGAGGAGAUGAUCGCUGGCGUUUUCUCCGAUGACCCCGAUCGCCAAUUGGACGCGACGACAAAGUUCCGCAAACUGCUCUCAAAGGAGAAAAAUCCGCCAAUUGAACGCGUCAUAGCAUGUGGUGUUGUCCCUCGAUUUGUUCAAUUCUUGCAGGGCAACAAUGCUAUGCUUCAGUUUGAGGCCGCAUGGGCGCUCACUAAUAUCGCUUCGGGCACUGCUGAGCAUACCCAAGUUGUGAUUACCGCGAACGCUGUCCCCGAGUUCAUCAAGCUCCUGUCUUCCCCGGUCCUUGACGUCCGAGAGCAGGCUGUCUGGGCGUUGGGCAACAUCGCCGGUGACAGUCCAGCAUGCCGUGAUUACGUCCUUCAGCAAGGAGCCUUGAGGCCACUCCUCAAUCUGCUGAGUGAGAACCACAAGCUCAGCAUGCUUAGAAAUGCAACUUGGACCUUGAGUAAUUUCUGCCGAGGGAAGUCACCACAGCCAGACUGGGAGUUGAUAUCUCCUGCGCUCACCGUCUUGACAAAGUUGAUCUACUCGCUCGACGACGAGAUCCUGAUCGACGCUUGCUGGGCGAUCUCUUACCUUUCUGAUGGCUCCAAUGACAAGAUCCAGGCUGUCAUCGAGUCAGGUGUCUGUAGGCGGUUGGUUGACCUCCUCAUGCAUCCUUCGACUUCUGUACAGACUCCGGCCCUCCGUUCUGUUGGCAACAUCGUGACGGGUGAUGACCUGCAGACCCAGGUGGUGAUCACGUCGGGAGCGCUCCCAGCGCUCUUGUCUUUACUGUCCUCUCCCAAGGACGGUAUCAGAAAGGAGGCUUGCUGGACGAUCUCGAACAUCACCGCUGGGUCUCCGCCCCAGAUCCAGGCUGUCAUCGACGCAAAUAUCAUUCCUCCUCUCAUCAACAUUCUCCAGAAUGCUGAUUUCAAGACGAGGAAGGAGGCUUGCUGGGCUAUCUCGAACGCCACAUCUGGCGGCCUUCAAGAACCCUCGCAGAUCCGUUAUCUGGUUUCACAAGGUUGCAUCAAGCCCUUGUGUGAUCUCCUUACGAUGAUGGACAACAAGAUCAUCCAAGUGGCUCUUGACGGUCUGGAUAACAUCUUGAAAGUGGGAGAGUUGGACAAGCAGGCGACGGGCCCGGGAGCCGUGAACCAAUAUGCGCUGUAUGUAGAGGAGGCCGGAGGAAUGGUGACCAUCCAUAAUCUCCAACAACACGACAACUUGGAGAUCUACAAGAAGGCGUUCAACAUUAUGGACAAGUACUUCCCUGACGACGAAGAAGUGGAUGCUGGUAUCAACACUGCAAACGUCGACGCCACAGGUGCUUUCGCGUUCGACCAGGGAGGUGCUGCUCCGCCUUCUGGAGGUUUCAAUUUCGGAGGGCAGUAA
This is a messenger RNA of Sparassis crispa, 1602 nucleotides long. Its product is annotated as Importin subunit alpha. The coding region runs from base 1 to 1602 and encodes 533 amino acids. The record is from RefSeq and is a predicted model, not a curated record. Gene Ontology annotation, biological process: NLS-bearing protein import into nucleus. The transcript is spliced from 6 exons. Lineage: Eukaryota; Fungi; Basidiomycota; Agaricomycetes; Polyporales; Sparassidaceae. Gene Ontology annotation, molecular function: protein binding; nuclear import signal receptor activity. Gene Ontology annotation, cellular component: nucleus; nucleoplasm; cytoplasm.